CGGCGCCUCCGUCUCUGGGCUGUCCCCCUCCGUUCAUGGUGUGGCCCGAGGUUGCUGGUCACGCGUCGAGGGUGUGGCCUGCUCCCGGCGGAGGUGGGCCCUGCGGGGGCUGCUGCAGAGUCCUUUGGAGCUGGCAGGUGGGAAGAUGCCGAGGCGAAGUCUCCUCGCCUGGGUGUUGCUGGCCGUGGCUGCCACCGGCGCCCAGGUGCAUCAAAUGCCGCCGUGGACAGAGGAUUGCAGAAAAUCAACUUACCCUCCUUCUGGACUAACUUAUAGAGGACCAGUUCCAUGGUACACCAUAGAUCUUGAUUUACCACCCUACAAAAGAUGGCAUGAAUUAAUGGCUCAAAAGGCACCAAUGGUGAAGAUUAUAAUAAAUUCAGUGAUGAAUUUAGUGAACACAUUUGUGCCAAGUGGAAAAAUAAUGCAGUACGUGGAUCAAAAGUUGCCUGGUGUGCUGGGCAACAUUCCUGGCCCUUUUGAAGACGAAAUGAAGGGAAUUGCAGAUGUUACUGGGAUUCCUUUAGGGGAGAUUAUUUCAUUCAACAUUUUCUAUGAAUUGUUUACCAUGUGUACAUCAAUAAUAACUGAAGAUGAAAAAGGCCACUUACUACAUGGAAGAAACAUGGAUUUUGGAGUAUUUCUCGGGUGGAAUAUAAAUAACAACACUUGGGUUAUUACAGAAGAAUUAAAGCCUUUAACAGUGAAUUUGGAUUUCAAAAGAAACAAAAAGACUGUUUUCAAGGCUACAGGCUUUGCUGGAUAUGUGGGCAUAUUGACAGGAUUCAAACCAGGACUGUUUAGUCUUACACUAAAUGAACGUUUCAGUAUAAAUGGCGGUUAUAUGGGUAUCCUAGAAUGGAUUUUGGGAAAGAAAGAUGCCCAGUGGGUAGGGUUUAUCACCAGAUCAGUUCUGGAAAAUAGUACAAGUUAUGAAGAAGCCAAGAAUACGCUGGUCAAGACCAAGAUAAUGGCCCCAGCAUAUUUUAUCCUGGGAGGCAACCAGUCUGGGGAAGGUUGUGUGAUUACACGAGAAAGAAAACAGGCUUUGGAUGUAUAUGAACUUGAUCCUAAGCAUGGCAGAUGGUAUGUGGUCCAAACCAAUUACGACCGGUGGAAAAACACCUUGUUCAUUGAUGACCGCAGAACACCUGCAAAGAUGUGUCUAAAUCGCACGACACAGAAGAAUCUCUCGUUUGCAACCAUCUAUGAUGUGUUAUCAACAAAACCUGUCCUUAACAAGGUAAACUUUUUUAAGACUGACUUAUUCAUGGUUAUCUGGCUCUGAGAUAAUACCACAUCAGGGAGGUGGUAAGUAUAGACGGACUAAGAAGGCAAAAUACUUUAAAAACUGGUUUACUUGGUAAUAAAGAACUCAGAGACUUUCUUAACACUUGAACUUGGUUCGCUCACACACAACACACAAAAAUCAACUGUUAGGCUUUGGUUUUAAAUUAUCAUCUCAAAAGGCAUGUUUGUCGAUAGGAUUGAAAAUCUUAAUGUUCUCUUACAUAAAUUUAGUUAUAUUUAUCCUACUUGAGUUUUUUUUUAAUUUAUUAGAAUGCUAGUUGUCUAUACAGAAACACUUCCUACAUUUAUAUAAAGCUUGUUUUUAAUUUUUAGAGUGAGGCAACUCUGGAAAAUAUUAAUCUAAUAGACAAUUUUGUUAGGUUCUAUGUACUGAAACAUCUCAACUGUACACAAUCUGGGUUACUGACAUGUUUGAAGACCACUGCACAGAUUCUUAGUUACCUUUAUAACUGACUUUGUUCUUAUCCUGGACCAGGAGCUCACUACAGAGCAUCAGACCCAAUAGCAGCAACACCAUGUUACUGGAAGGCUGGUCUAAGACAGGGCUUUAGAAUAAAUAAUGUAUUUCUCUAUUCUUGACCACUGCUGUCUCUGAAUAGUGUUAAGUUACAUAAAACAGCAAUUUGCUGCAGAGAAUUCAACAAAAUUUCCCAAAAGCAUACUUUACAGAUAAGUUCAAACUUUAUUUAAAACUACAUUUUAAAGUUAACAUACCAAACAUUACAAUGAAGGGUGGGGGUCAAGACCAUAAGAAAAACAAUAAUAAAAAGAAAAAUCCCACAGUGUGUCAAAGUUUGAAUCUGUCCAGGAUUCAGAUUCUGAUGUUUUAAACUGCCAUGGGCAGAAACUAGCACAACCAUCAAAAAUGCAGUGUCAAACUAAUUUACAUUUUAUACAGAUCAAAACAAAUGUUUAUUUAGUGUCUUUUUUUCCCCCUAAAUAUAUGUACUGACUAUGUAAGAGAGUUAGAUGAAUCGCUGAAGACAUUUCAUAUACUCUGGGCUCCCACUGUUUCUGAAAAG
Meriones unguiculatus (Mongolian gerbil) is the source of this 2333-nucleotide messenger RNA. RefSeq names its product N-acylsphingosine amidohydrolase 1 (gene Asah1). The coding region runs from base 146 to 1288 and encodes 380 amino acids. The record is from RefSeq and is a predicted model, not a curated record. Gene Ontology annotation, biological process: fatty acid metabolic process. Gene Ontology annotation, cellular component: lysosome. Lineage: Eukaryota; Metazoa; Chordata; Mammalia; Rodentia; Muridae. Gene Ontology annotation, molecular function: fatty acid amide hydrolase activity; N-acylsphingosine amidohydrolase activity. The transcript is spliced from 14 exons.